AUGGUGACUUGGGCCCUACUGCUUCCUCUGCUCGUGGCCGUGGCCCAGGCCCAGGUCUGCUCUGUGGAAAAGAACUUCUUCGAAGUCAGUGAGAACACGAGUCCCGGGCAGCUACUCCUCAACAUCACCGUCCCUGAGGGCCAGCAGGUGACCCUCGGACCCUCGCCCACCCGCUUCGCAUUUCGGAUCCAGGGGACUCAGCUGUUUCUCAAUGUGACCCCGGACUACGAGGAGAACUCAAUGCUGGAAGCAGUCCUGGAGUGCAAGAGGGAUGACACUGUGGUGACCAGCCUGAGGGUGUUUGUGUCAGUGCUGGAUGUCAACGACAACCCGCCCAGGUUCCCCUUUGUAGUCAAGGUCCAAAGGGUGCCAGAGGACACUAAAGUGAAUGCCGUCGUCAUCCCCGAGACAGAGCUGAAGGCCCAGGACCUCGACAAAGAUGACGUCCUGUUCUACACCCUCCAGGAAGUGACCCCGGGUGCCAGCGGCUUCUUCUCUUUGGUGGGUGCGAACCGCCCAGAGCUGCGGCUGGACCGGUCACUGGACUUCGACAGGUGGCCGAACAUGACCUUCCAACUGCUGGUCCGGGUGAGCAGGCCACUCCCGCCCUCAUCCCGGAUGCCCACGGCCCCACCCGAGCCGCUCCAGCCACAGGCCCCCAGGCCUGACGGCAGGGCUGCGGUGCUGCAGGACACGCGAGAGGAGAACGUGGAGCCCAGACACACGGCCACAGCCACCUUGGUCCUGGAGGUGCGGCCCGCCGACCUGCGGGCCCCCUGGUUCCUGCCCUGCACAUACUCUGACGGUUUUGUCUGCGUCGAAGCCCAGUACCACGGGGCUGUGCCCACAGGCCACACACUGUCAGGACCCCUCAUCCUGCAUCCUGGGCCCAUCUACGCCGUGGACGGGGACCGGGGCAUCCAUCAGCCCAUUGUGUACAGCAUCAUCAGGGGAAACGAGGAUGGCUCGUUCUCCAUUGAUGCCAACACAGGCAACCUCACCAUGACCAAGAGCAUCCCCAGCCCCAAGACCUUCCUUCUGCUGGUCAAGGGCGAGCAGGCGGAUCACGCCAGGUACUCGGUGACCCAGGUCACGGUGGAGGCCCAGGCCGCCAGCGGGAGCCCGCCCCACUUCCCCCAGAGCCUGUACCGCGGCACCGUGGCGCUCGGCUCUGGGGUAGGCGUGGCCAUCAAGGAUGCAGCUGCCCCCUCCCAGGCUCUGAGGAUCCGGGCCCAGGAUCCUGAGUUCCCAGACCUCAACUCGGCCAUCACGUAUCGGGUCACCAACAACUCUAACUUCCGGAUGGACGGGGAGACCAUGCUGACUGACGCUUCGCUGGUGCACGCCGGGGUCUUCUACGCAGAGGUUGAGGCCAGGAACACGGUGACCUCAGGCACAGCGACCACGGUCGUGGAGGUUCAAGUCUCAGAACAGGAACCCGCCCCCACAGUGGGUGGCAGUUCAGACGCAAGCCGCUUCUCGGUGGUGGAUAUGGCGGCGCUGGGCGGGGUGCUGAGCGCGCUGCUCCUUCUGGCUCUCGUCGCCCUCAUAGUCCUCGUCCACAAGCACUACGGCCACCGACUCAAGUGCUGCUGUGGCAAAGCGCUGGAGCCCCAGCCCCAAGGCUUUGACAACCAGGCCUUCCUCAACAACCCCGACGAGGCCAGCUGGGCGCCGGCUCCUAGCCCCUCAUCCAGUCCCGUCCCGCCAGCUCCCCCAGAGCCUGCACCCCCAGAACCCAAGCCCCCCGGCCCGGAGACCCUCCGCCGAGUCGCCGAGUCCCCUACGGUGGCCCUGGAUGGGGACGGCCCGGCCGCUGUGAGGUCCAUCCUGACCAAGGAGCGGCGGCCUGAGGGUGGCUACAAGGCGGUGUGGUUCGGCGAGGACAUCGGGGCCGAGGCCGACGUGGUGGUCCUCAACACGCCUGCCUCGGAAGUGGACGGUGCUGGCGACGAGGGCAGCGAGGGCAGCGGCGACGAGGGCGCAGAGGCGGGCCUGCGCGGGGGUGCCCAGGACGCGCCUCGCUCCGACUCCGUCUACCUCUAGUGUGGCCGCCCCUCCUCUCCCGGAGAGUCUGGGUCACUGCAGUCGGCUUGGUGGCUCUCCCCCGACUCCAUUGCGCAGAAUAAAGUGACAUUUUCGGAUCUGCUGGGACGCGUGGGGUCUGCCCCAAGGGGCUGCCAGUGGGGGCUGUCAGGACGUGGUCCAUUUGCUCCCGCCCUGCACUGAGUCCUCCUCAGAGGGACCGCCAGGGGCGCCGUGGGGGCGGAGAGGGGUGGGCGGGGUCGUUCCCUGCCCAGAGCACUGGGUGCCGUUUCCCGUAAACCACCUGCUGCGCCCGCGGGGCUUCCCAGGCUCGGUGCCAGCUGGUGGCCAGGAAGUUCCUCUCCUUGUCUAACCACAACUGACCCAACACAGAGAUUCUUCCCCUGGGGGAGGCAGAGGAGCCACCUGAGGACACUCACUUGGGAGAGCAUGGGCCCGGGGACCUUCCAGGGGCUCACACUCCUGCGUCUGUGGGCUACAGUGAGGGCAGUAAACACGCUGGGGUGCCCUCGGAGGCACGUGGUCCAGGUGGCUGGGCUGUGACGGGCGGUGCGGGGUGGAGGCGGGUGGUUUGGCCCAGUGUGACAGUGGCCUGCAGGCCCUGGGCCCCGGGCAGCAGGUGGGGCCAGUGGGUGCACAGGACAGAGGCUGUGGACGCGACCCAGAGCCACGGAGUUGGGGACCGAGCCCCCUCCACUGGCUUCCUCAGGGGCGACCCUCAGUCAGGACUUCAGCCCCGACCACCGCCACUGUCCCUUAUGCAUCACUGGCGUUUUUUCCUCACGAAAAGGCAUUUCCGAUUCCUUUCCAAAUAUUUUAAUCUCGAUAGUAUUUGAGUAUUCUUGCCUGGACAACUGUCACUGGUAAGAACCCAAAGAGCACAGCUGCAUCU
Molecule: messenger RNA, 2938 nt
Organism: Aethalodelphis obliquidens (Pacific white-sided dolphin)
Lineage: Eukaryota; Metazoa; Chordata; Mammalia; Artiodactyla; Delphinidae
Gene: CDHR5
Product: cadherin related family member 5
Exons: 13
Coding region: 1-2046 (681 amino acids)
Biological process (GO): homophilic cell-cell adhesion; cell migration; multicellular organism development
Cellular component (GO): plasma membrane; catenin complex
Molecular function (GO): calcium ion binding; cadherin binding; beta-catenin binding
Source: RefSeq, a predicted model, not a curated record